AUGGCUCCUCAUGCCGGCUUCGACACUGACCAGAUCAAAGACAAGGCGCGCAAGGACAUUCUGUACUUGCUCGAGGGUGUGCGAGGAAAGAAGAACCUAGUACUUGAGAAGUCUUUGGCUGGUCCAAUCGGCAUAUUCGUCAAAUUCUCGACCCUCCAAGAUUAUGGCGUGGACAAGGUCUUCUUCUUAGAGAAUGGCAAUGCAGAUGUCAGCCAGCGGAAUGUGGUAUUCAUUGCCCGUGGUGAGAGUGCUAAGCACGCACAAUCAAUAGCCGAUCACAUCAAGCGCAUGCAACGGGAAAGCCAGACAGGACAUGAAUUCUCAAUAUUCUGGGUUCCACGAAGGACUCUUGUAUCUGAGAAGAUACUCGAAGAAGCUGGCGUUUUGGGGGACACAAGCAUCGCAGAGUUUCCACUCUAUUUUCUUCCUCUCGAAAAAGACCUUUUAUCACUCGAGCUGGACGAUUCAUUCGCCGACCUAUAUUUGAAGAGAGAUCCUACACCGACAUACCUACUGGCACGUGCUUUGAUGCUAAUACAGCAAAAACAUGGACUUUUCCCUCGCAUCACGGGUAAGGGGGAUAAUGCAAAGAAACUUGCUGACCUUCUUGCGCGCAUGCGACAAGAGCUGGUAGCGGGUGAAAAUACAAACGAGAGCAAUAGGCUAGGGCUGACUCCAAGUACGACCAUCGAGAGCCUUAUUGUGAUCGAUCGCGAAGUCGACUACGCUACACCUCUUCUUACGCAAUUGACAUAUGAAGGAUUGAUUGAUGAAGUUGUAGGGAUCCAAAAUAAUCAAGCUGACGUGGAUUCGUCUAUUGUUGGCGCUGCUCCUCAGCCUGCACCUGGAACCUCGAAUGCGGCUGGUCGAGCAGUGCAGGCGAAAAAACGCAAAAUUGUGCUGGAUUCUUCGGACAAACUCUACGAACAACUACGAGAUACAAAUUUUGCUAUCGUUGGGAGUCUGUUGAACAAGGUAGCAAGACGCCUCAAGACUGAUUAUGACGGUAGACAUGAUACCAGGACAACAGCAGAGUUGAGAGAAUUCGUGAACAAAUUGCCAGGCUACCAAGCCGAGCAACAGAGCUUGAAGAUUCAUACAGGACUUGCUGAGGAGAUCAUGAAGCAUACUCGAACUGAUCAAUUCAGUCGUUUACUCGAAGUGCAGCAAAACUUGGCAGCUGGUGCAGACCCUUCUUCGCAGCAUGAUGCUAUAGAGGAAUUGAUCGCGCGAGAUGCUCCUCUUGCAGAGGUGCUGCGAAUCUUGUGUCUUGAGUCAUGCAUAUCUGGCGGAAUCAAACCUCGUGAGCUGGAAGCCUUUAAGAGGAUGAUCCUUCAAGCCUAUGGCUAUCAACACAUUCUCACACUCGAUGCCCUUGAGAAGCUCCAGCUUCUUCUCUCACGAAGCUCGCCAAUGGCAUCCAUGAUCCCAAUGGCUGGUGGGCCUGCGAACACCGGAACGAAGACGAAUUACACAUAUCUGCGGAAAGCCCUUCGACUUAUCGUGGAUGAAGUCAAUGAACAUGAUCCGAACGACAUCGCCUACGUUUACAGCGGAUACGCCCCUCUUUCAGUACGCCUAGUUCAAUGCAUUCUGCAGAAGCAGUACCUCACAUCCAUCACUCGGGGAGGAAAUGCGAAUAAUUCUGCUGGUGUUGCUACAGGUGGUCCUUCCCAGGGCUGGCGAGGAUUUGACGAUGCAGUGAAGCAUGUAAGAGGACAGACCUUCGAUGAAGUACAGAAAGGAGAGGACAAAGCCGUAAAGGCCCGUUCACUACUCUCUGGAAGUGGAGACAAGAAAACCGUCUUCGUUGUGUUCUUAGGUGGGAUAACAUUCACCGAAAUUGCUGCGUUGAGGUUCAUUGCGAAGAAAGAAGAAGCACGAAAACAAAUCAUCAUCUGUACAACCUCGAUCAUAAGUGGAAGCAAGAUCAUGGACACGGCUGUUGAAAAAGCUUCACUGGGGAAAAGUGCCGUACCAGACGCGUAG
This is a messenger RNA of Cadophora gregata, 1989 nucleotides long. RefSeq lists its product as uncharacterized. The transcript has 4 exons. Gene Ontology annotation, biological process: intracellular protein transport; vesicle-mediated transport. The coding region runs from base 1 to 1989 and encodes 662 amino acids. The record is from RefSeq and is a predicted model, not a curated record. Gene Ontology annotation, cellular component: CORVET complex; fungal-type vacuole. Lineage: Eukaryota; Fungi; Ascomycota; Leotiomycetes; Helotiales; Ploettnerulaceae.